CUCACUCCGUUGGGCACUUGGGGAGGGACGAAUCCGAGCUCCAGCACUACGCAACACCUUUUGUACUGCUGUGCUGUCAGCUGUGGUUCAUCUCUCUCAUUGUCACCUCUCUUCCUCUCCUUUCUAUCUCUCUCUCUCUCUCUCCCCUCUCUUCAGAUUCAGUUGAUUGGAGAGGGAUUGAUGAAAGUAAAAGCUUCAGUCUGUUGUUCUACGAUUGUUCUUCGGAUAUUUCUUGUGCCUAGCGGAAAUACUUUUCAAACUCCACCUACUAGAUAUGAGAAACUUCCUUCAGCAGUUUGAUUUGAGUAUGGUUUUGGUAUACUGUUAUCUCAGGAAGAUUCAAGUACUUUGACUUGUAAAGUUUGCAUUCCCACUUGUUGUAAGGUAGAACAUUACAGAAUUUCAGAAAUUUGAGCUUCGAGGAUUACAAAACGGAGACUUGAUUGGUGGUAUAUUUUGAUCUUCUUGGUGGCGGCCAAGGAUUCGUAUGGCUGUUGCCAAGUGCAAUGGCAUUACUGAAAAUUCUCCUUUCCUAUUUAAAUGUUACAGAGUUGGAAGCUUGACAGAAACCAUUUUGGACACGCAGCAAACUUCAAACUUGAAAGAUCGAUAUGUUCUUGGAGGGCAGUUAGGCUGGGGACAGUUUGGCAUAAUCAGGGAGUGUUCUGAUAAGUUGACUGGGGAGUUACUGGCUUGCAAAUCAAUUGCCAAAGAUAGAUUGGUCACCCACGAAGAUGUGCGAAGCAUCAAGCUUGAAAUUGAAAUUAUGACUAGGCUGUCCGGACACCCUAAUGUUGUGGAUCUGAAGGCUGCUUACGAGGAUGAAAAUUAUGUUCAUUUGGUCAUGGAGCUUUGUGCUGGAGGUGAGCUUUUCAAUCAGUUAGAGAAGCACGGGAAAUUCUCCGAGGCAGAGGCCAAAGUUAUUUUCAGGCAUCUGAUGGAAGUGGUGAUGUACUGUCAUGACAAGGGAGUGGUUCAUAGAGAUUUGAAGCCAGAAAAUAUCCUCCUAGCCACAAAAGCCCUUUCAUCUCCUAUAAAAUUGGCUGAUUUUGGUCUUGCAACCUACAUAAAACAAGGGCAGAGUUUGCACGGAACUGUUGGUAGUCCAUUCUAUAUAGCUCCUGAGGUCCUAAUAGGUGGCUAUGAUCAGGCAGCCGAUGUCUGGAGUGCUGGGGUUAUUCUUUACAUCCUUCUAAGUGGGAUACCACCAUUCUGGGGAAACACUAAAUCGCGAAUAUUUGAUGCCGUUAGGCUGGCUGACUUACAAUUUCCAUCAAAUCCUUGGGACUACAUAUCUUACACUGCCCAGGAAUUGGUCAGGGGAAUGCUAUGUAAAGACCCUUCUCAGAGGCUUUCAGCUCAGCAAGUCCUAGAUCAUACCUGGUUGAUGGACUCCUCACCACUUUCUGAACAACCGUAUGAAUGUCUCAAGCAGAGCUACGGUGAUGGUGAUUUACAGAGAGAUCCUUUCUCUUCUUCGCUUAUGGCCCGGAAUCAGGAUAUUAGUUUCAGAACAGGGUUGUCUAUAAGUAGUGACGUGCAAUCGCCUACAUUCACUUGCAGGUCAUCACUUUCUUCCUUCCUGGUCACACCAUCAACACCUUACUACAAGGCUAUUGGAUUCUCUUUCCAAAGUAGCGGUGGAUCAAACUCGGUGGAUUUUCCUAUUGCUGUAGUUUCUAUGCCGAGUUUUGCAUUCAACAGCCCUGAUCGUGUGGCUGGGCAAGGAAAUCCUGAAUUGGAUCUUUCAGUGGACCUCCCUAGAGUGGAUUCACUUCAUCAAGAUGCGAGUUUGGGAGCACUGCUUAAGUUGCCAGAUCCUUCACUGUGCUAUGGGCAUGCGGAUUGUAAAGUGGUAGACCCUACUAGGGGUGGGUCAAUUGGAUCUAAGAUGUCAGGCAUCCACAACAGGAGGAACAAUACAAUUAGUCUUGGUGAACUAGAGCAGCUUGACCUUAUUGUGACCGAGUCAGUUAUUCGAUGGGCUUCUUGUGCGCAUCUUCCUACUGCCAUGUCACUCAGGUCUUCUCUUGUAUGUUAACAGCUUGGAGCAGCCCGAGCUGAGGAUCAGCCUGCAAUUAAUGAUGGGGAAGAGGAUGGGUUUUUUUGUGUUGUUUUGUGGGGGUGGGAGAAAAAAGAGAGAGAGACAAAGAAGCAUUCGUGUUGUAAAUACUAAUACACCACGUGAUUCUGAUUCUGGUUUGAGAUGGUCUACAAGUUUGCACGAGCUUUCCUAACUCAUAAAAUAGUCAGUACACAAGUUUGUAUGAAACUGAGCGUUGCGCUUGCUGUUAAUUGUACGAGUAUUUAUUUCCACUGCUUGUA
This is a messenger RNA of Coffea eugenioides, 2325 nucleotides long. RefSeq names its product calcium-dependent protein kinase 26-like. The record is from RefSeq and is a predicted model, not a curated record. The coding region runs from base 488 to 2041 and encodes 517 amino acids. Gene Ontology annotation, molecular function: ATP binding; calcium-dependent protein serine/threonine kinase activity; calmodulin binding. Gene Ontology annotation, biological process: peptidyl-serine phosphorylation; intracellular signal transduction; protein autophosphorylation. Gene Ontology annotation, cellular component: cytoplasm; nucleus. The transcript is spliced from 5 exons. Lineage: Eukaryota; Viridiplantae; Streptophyta; Magnoliopsida; Gentianales; Rubiaceae.